AUGUAUCAUGGGCGAACUACUAGUAAAGGGCCCUCCACUUCUACGCAGAUUUACCAGCAACCUCCGAGGCUUCUCAUUGUGCAUAUCUCCUUACCGUCCUGGGCUGACAUCUGCUCCCACCUCUGUGAGGCUCUGCAGAACUUUUUCUCUCUAGCCUGCAGCUUGAUGGGCCCCAGCCGCAUGUCCCUUUUUAGCUUAUACAUGGUACAAAAUCAGCAUGAGUGCAUCCUCCCAUUUGUGCAAGUGAAAGGGAACUUUGCCAGGCUGCACACCUGUAUCUCAGAGCUCCGCAUGUUACCAAGAGAAGGUUGUUUCAGACCACGAGGCAUUUCUCUGCAGCUGGCGGUAGAAGAUGGGCUCCAGCAGUUCAAACAGUACAGCAGACAUGUGGCUACAGGUUCAUCUUUGACCUACACUUCCCUGGAGAUUACUGUUCUGACUUCCCAGCCCGGAAAAGAGGUGGUCAAACAAUUGGAGAGCGGAUUGAAAGACAUAGACCUAGUCCAGGUCAGGAGGCUUCAGGUGGUCGAGAUCACAAAGGGAGCCCUAGAGUGUAUGGACUCAGCAUCCCCUAUUGAAGAGCCCAGCAAUGAAGAGAGUUCUUUCCUGGGAACUGACAUUGAACUUCAGACUAUAGACAAUGAUGUCAUCAGCAUGGAGAUUUUCUUCAAAGCCUGGCUGCAUAACAGUGGAACAGACCAAGAACAUGUUCAUCUUCUUCUUCCUUCACAGUCUUUCAGCAACAUUUCCAGAGCCCGGGAUAAUCCAAUGUGUCUGAAAUGUGAUCUUCAAGAGCGACUUCUCAGCCCAUCUCUCCUCCCUGGCACAGCUGAUGGCUCCCUGAAAAUGGAUGACCCCAAAGGAGACUUCAGCACACUCUACCAGAUGGCUUCCCAAUCAUCAGCCUCUUAUUACAAGCUCCGAGUGAUCAAGGCUCUAAAAUCCAGUGGGAUCUGCGAGUCAGUGACUUAUGGACUCCCAUUCAUCCUCAGACCCACAAGCUGUUGGCAGCUGGACUGGGAUGAGCUGGAGACAAAUCAGCAGCAUUUCCAUGCUUUGUGUCACAGCCUGCUGAAAAGAGAAUGGCUGCUGUUGGCCAAAGGGGAGCCCCUGAGCCGAGGACAGCGCCUGAGAGAGGCUGCCACCACCUUCUAUGUGAUCAUCCCAUCACACUCCCUCACUCUGCUGGUGAAGGCAGUGGCCACGCGGGAACUGAUGCUGCCCAACGCCUUCCCCCUGCUGCCUGAGAACCCGCCUGAUGACAGUCUUAAGAUCGUGGAGGGCGUGCUGGACAGCUUGGAGCUAGAGCCCACCUACAACCCCUUGCAGGUUUGGAGUCACCUGUACUCACACCUGAGCAGCACCUUUGCCAAGCCCCAGGGCCGACUCCACCCCAGCUGGGAUAGUCGGGCCCUGAGAAAGCCUGGGCAGUUGCAGACGAGUCGAGUUCGAGCCACAGUGGCCCCUCUACCUAUGACUACAGCCCCUAGCAGAGCCCCCAAGAUGCCAGCAGCCAGCAAAGCCUCUGCAGAAGCCUUCUUCCAGCUUUCAGAGGAAGAGGAGGAGGAGGAGGAGGACCCCUCAGGGCCUUAA
Miniopterus natalensis is the source of this 1593-nucleotide messenger RNA. It is a transcript of the gene M1AP, whose product is annotated as meiosis 1 associated protein. The record is from RefSeq and is a predicted model, not a curated record. Lineage: Eukaryota; Metazoa; Chordata; Mammalia; Chiroptera; Miniopteridae. Gene Ontology annotation, biological process: meiosis I; male meiosis chromosome separation; spermatogenesis.